GCCUGCUGCUAGUUGUUAGCCUGCUGCUAGCUGUUAGCCUGCUGUUAGCUGUUAACCUGCAGUGAGCUGUUACCUUGUGUUAACUGCCUGCUGCUAGUUGUUAGCCUGCUGCUAGCUGUUAGCCUGCUGCUAGCUGUUAACCUGCUGCUAGGUGUUACCUUUUGUUAACUGCCUGCUGCUAGCUGUUAGCCUGCUGCUAGCUGUUAGCAUGCUUCUAGAUGUUAGCCUGCUGCUAGGUGUUAACCUGCUGCUAGGUGUUACCUUUUGUUAACUGCCUGCUGCGAGCUGUUAGCCUGCUGCUAGCUGUUAGCCUGCUGCUAACAUUGUUGAAGUACUGAAUAAAUAAUUUGAAGCAUGAUUUAGUGAUCUGAGGUCAUCACUAUCAAUUCUUUAUAAGUGAAUUAUUAAUUCAACACUGGGCAUGUUAAACGCAGUACAAUCAGUACAUUUAGUGAACUUUAAUCAUACUUUUUGUAGUACUUUAACAUCUAACCAUGACCAUCCUGGCGACCAGGUGGAGCAUCCAGCACAGCGCCAGACGGAGACGGUGGUCAACUCCAACAAGGGACAAACACCUGCGUGUUCUACACCUGACUGCUCCGUACCUCAGCUGGAUGUGUCCACCAAUCAGAGGGGAGCAUGCAGUAACCGAGCUCAGAGACUGGCGGCCCAGGACCGACAGGCGGACCGACAGGCGGACCGACAGGCGGACCGACAGGUGGACGAACAGAGCAACACUGGCGGCUUCAACAGGACAAAAGCUGCGGAGAUGGCGAGCUGCGUGCGGUCCGGCGACUGCGAGGCGGGUCUGUGCUGCGUCCGGUACCUGACCAGUAAACGGUGCCAGAGGAUCCCGGUGGAGGGCGAGGCCUGUCUGCUGCGGGGCUCCACCAAGCUCAGGAGGAAGCUGGGCCGCUGCGACUGCGACGCGGGGCUGUUCUGCGCCGCUGUCAGCCGGGCGGAGUCGGGCAAACCCAAGGGCCAGGGUGUGUGUCGGCCCCACCAGGGACAGGGACAGAGGAAAACAAGGCAUUCUGGGAAGAAGAGAAGGACGGCAGAGAGAAGCUGCUGACGGAUUCAUCACAAACUCUGUAGCGUUAGUGCAGUUUGUAGUCCUGCUGAGUCCUCCGGCGGCCAUGUUUGAAGGCUGGUCCCUGGCUUCCUUGAGGGUCUGUUGUUGUCUCCCCUGAGAGAUGGACUUUGUACUCCAGGAGAGCGCAUCAGUGGUUCCCAAACUGAGGUCCGGGGCCCUUUGUAGAAGUAUCCGCUCCAUCACUGUAAUUUUAGUAAAUAAAAGUCACUAGAGUAUA
Micropterus salmoides (largemouth bass) is the source of this 1310-nucleotide messenger RNA. Its product is annotated as dickkopf-related protein 4-like. Bases 422 to 1072 code for a protein of 216 amino acids. Lineage: Eukaryota; Metazoa; Chordata; Actinopteri; Centrarchiformes; Centrarchidae. The transcript has 3 exons. The record is from RefSeq and is a predicted model, not a curated record.